AUGUUCUCCACUGCAUCCUUGUUGACAAUUUUCGUCCUGGCUUUGUCAAUCACGGGAUCGCCCGUCAAAGUUCGCAAUUCCCCCAUCACCCUCCCAAUCGCCAGGAGGCUAAAUGUCUCCGAUGGUACUAUUAACCUCGUACAACAGGAUAAAGCUCGCGUGGCUGCCCUUCAAGACCACAUCUUGAAGCACGGCGGCCAUAGCACUCCUGCGACCAACCUUGGUAAUGGAUACUUUGUAGCAGUUAAUAUUGGCAGCCCCGCCACAACUUACAACUUGAUUAUCGAUACUGGUUCCUCAAACACAUGGGUUGGCGCCAAAACUCCGUACGUGGGCACUAGUACCAGCAGCUCCACAGGUGAGCGUGUGCAGGUCACCUACGGUGCUGGCUACUUCUCUGGAACUGAGUACAUCGACACCGUCGAUUUCGGUAAUGGACUCACCAUUGCACAACAGUCGAUUGGUGUUGCUAAUAAUACGUCGGACAACUGGGGAGACGCUGACGGUAUCCUUGGCCUCGGGCCAGUAGGUUUGACAGAGGGUUCCCUGAUAGACGACCCUGGAAUGACGAUCCCGACUGUCACUAACAACUUGCAUAGCCAAGGCGCCAUUCAUCGCGAGACCGUUAGUAUCUAUUUCGAGCCCAUUUAUGGAGUACAGACAAUCAUUAAUGGAGAGCUCACCUUCGGCGGAACUGUCAAAAAAGAGCACGCCGGCUCCAUUACAUACACUCCUAUCACUAAUGCCUAUCCUGCAUCGAACUACUGGGGUAUCGACCAGAGCAUCACCUACGGCGCCUUGACGAUCCUGUCCUCCACUGCGGGUGUCGUCGCUGUUGGGACCACCUUUAUUCACAUUGCCACCGAUGCCUACGAAACCUACAAGUCUGCAACCGGCGGUACUCCGGAUGCGGCGACUGAUCUUCUCCUCAUUUCUUCUGCCCAGUACGCAGCCCUCGAGAACCUGGAUUUCAAUAUUGGUGGCGAAACUUUCUCUCUCACCCCUAACGCCCAAAUCUGGCCUCGCGUUCUUAACACCUACAUUGGCGGUAGUAGCAAUGGCAUCUAUCUCGUCGUUAACGACCUUGGUACGACCAGUGGAAAAGGGUUUGACUUUGUUAAUGGCUACCCAUUCGUCGAGCGCUUCUUGACUGUGUUCGAUGCCUCCCGUUCUCGCGUCGGUUUUGCCAACACUCCGUACACUGAUGCUACCACCAACUAA
This is a messenger RNA of Suillus bovinus, 1221 nucleotides long. Its product is annotated as aspartic peptidase domain-containing protein. NCBI's taxonomy places the organism in Eukaryota, Fungi, Basidiomycota, Agaricomycetes, Boletales, Suillaceae. The record is from RefSeq and is a predicted model, not a curated record. The transcript is spliced from 6 exons. Gene Ontology annotation, biological process: proteolysis. Gene Ontology annotation, molecular function: aspartic-type endopeptidase activity. The coding region runs from base 1 to 1221 and encodes 406 amino acids.